AGACAUCAGUAUUGUAUUGAUAAACAGAUUUCAAUUAACAACUUGUAUGACAUUUGAAAAGCAGUAAAGUUUGUUUCAAAUACAGAUAAUUUUAGAUAGGAUUACCGUAUCAAAGCUAAAACAUGUCUCUAUUUGGAAGUUCUGGAUUUUCGUCAUUUGGGAAUACAUCCACAAGUACUGGAACUACUGGAAAUCAUAAUCCAAUGAAGGAUUUUGAAGUAGCAAGUCCUCCUGAAGAUAGUAUCAGUUGUUUGGAAUUCAGUCCUACGUCUAACAUACUAGUGGCUGGAUCAUGGGCUAAUGAUAUGAGGUGUUGGCAAGUACAAGAUAACGGACAAGCAGUUCCUAAAGUUCAACAAACACACCAAGGUCCAAUUUUAGAUGUUGCGUGGAAUGAUGAUGGAAGCAAAAUAUUCACUGCAUCUGCUGAUAAAACUGCAAAAAUGUAUGAUUUGGCGUCAAAUCAGUUUACUCAGGUUGCCCAGCAUGAUGCUCCUGUUAAAACCUGCCAUUGGAUAAAAGGAUCCAAUUACUCUUGCCUCAUGACUGGAAGCUGGGACAAGACAUUGAAAUUUUGGGAUACAAGGUCAGCAGCACCAAUAAAAACAAUGAAUUUACCAGAACGAGUUUACUGUGCUGAUGUUGUUUAUCCUAUGGCGAUGGUUAGCUGUGCCGAUAAGAAACUUAUUUGUUAUAAAUUGGAGAAUGGCCCAGAAGAAUAUCAGAAAGUUGAAUCACCUUUAAAAUAUCAACAUCGUUGCAUCAGCAUAUUUAAAGACAAAAAUCAAAGUCGCCCUGUUGGAUUUGCACUUGGCAGUAUCGAAGGUCGAGUCGCUAUUCACUACAUUCAACCAACCAAUCCACGAGACAAUUUCACAUUCAAAUGUCAUCGAUCAGCUAAUGCUUCAUCAUCUGUACCACAAGACAUUUAUGCAGUGAAUGGUAUAUCGUUCAAUCCAGUUUAUGGUACUCUUAGUACUGUAGGAUCAGACGGAAGAUACAGCUUCUGGGACAAAGAUGCCAGAACAAAAUUGAAAGGUUCUGAACAGCUUGAUCAACCUAUUUCCUGCUGUGCUAUUAAUAUGAAUGGUCAAAUAUUUGCAUAUGCAGCCAGUUAUGAUUGGUCGAAGGGUCACGAACAUUAUAACCCACAAAGCAAAUCAUAUAUAUUUUUGAGGAAUUGUGCAGACGAAAUGAAACCAAGAAAAGCGAAAUAAUAACAUAAUCAAGAUUAUAGCAGCAAUGACACGCUACCAUCCAAUUCGGUUGCCUUGACUUGAACUAACGUAUGUCAUUUGGUUUCAAACAAGACUGUUCAACUGAUUAUGCAUUUGAUAACAUACUUACUACUAUUUGGGUAAGUUAUAACAGUAGUGAAUCUAUGUAUAUUAGUAUGAUAAUUCGGUGCUCCAGAAGUAUGUGUACCAAUAUAGAGGUAACUAAUAUUGUUUGCCUAUUUUACAUGAAUUUGUGAAAAGAGACGCAAGCCGAUGGGCAGGGGGUAUAUUUACUCGGCUGACACAGACAAUACACGAACUCGUAAUAGAACUAAAAUAAGGAAAUAACCCCCGGGAUAAAUAUGUAAAUCCUAUCCUAUCCUAAAAUCUGAAUAAAAUUAUGGCCUAUACACAUACUAUGGGAGUACCGAUAAAUCUUGGGUAGAUUUUCUUAAUGAAGAUCAAAAUUAUGAUUGAAUAUGCGAUGUACGAUGAAGAGGAGCUUAUAAUUACUAUUAAAAAUGAUCGAUUAAAUUUUGCUGAUUUCAUAACAUGAUGGAAUUAGUAUGCCCUGAACUCUACGCAUCUGGAACAUUAAGUAUAAUCUAAUGAUCUGUCUGCCUAAAAGUAAGGCAGAAAUUGGCAAGGCUAUCAUUUUCGUUAACAUUUUGGUUUAUUACUUGCUUAUUGAUGACAAGGGACAACUGUUUACUUAUCUCAUUUUUAUGCCUGAUUUAACUAAUGAUAACAUUCCUAUUUGACAAAUCCUCGAUUGCGAUGCUUGUUUGAAAUGUAAAUUAAAUUUUUUUAUAUUGAAAGCUACUGUCUACUACACUUGUUUUUGCUUACUUUCGGUUUCGUAAAAUAGAUGUACCUUUAUAA
Molecule: messenger RNA, 2099 nt
Organism: Styela clava
Lineage: Eukaryota; Metazoa; Chordata; Ascidiacea; Stolidobranchia; Styelidae
Product: mRNA export factor RAE1-like
Molecular function (GO): protein binding
Source: RefSeq, a predicted model, not a curated record